CUCAGCAACACUCAAGUCUUCCCACUGUCCAUCUCGACAGGACCUAGGCUCGAUAAUGAUUGUGAUCCACAUGAUUCCGAGUUUAUUUGCUUCAAGCAGGCUUCUUCUCCUGAACGUCAUGGGAAUAAAGAAGAAAAGGAACUCUUCCAAGUAACCGUGCGUCACCUAGCAAAAGGCCACGUGACUUUCCCUGUUAGUCACCACGGAAUUCUAAAUGAAUUCAAUGAAAUUCUCGCCAAGCAUGAUCAUUAUGGCGAAUAUGGCAACGCGCUUUGUACAUUGGGAGAUAUCUUGUGGCCACCUGACCGCCCACUCCCAUAUCCAGCGUGGGGGGCAAUCAAGACGCGACUUCAUGUAGCAAGUCUAGAACGCUUCCAUGAAUUAAUUUUGGCAUUAACAACUUGCGUGGAAGAUCAACUGAAAACCCAUUGCUACAAUACUGUUGGAAAUUUCUUAACUUUCUUUGAGAGCUAUAAGAAUCGAAAGGAUUUGACACAGUCACUGGAAAGCUUCUAUCAUGAGUACAAUCCUCCAAUCACUCCCAAGCACCAUACUUGCGUAGGUUUAGGCUUGGACUUAGCUGGAAGGAUAGUGGAAUUGGAGCAGACAUACCCUGGUAUCAGUUCGGCUCUUUUCCUGGCUUCAUGCGAAGAGGAUAUUGGAAACGUCAAUCGAUAUGUUUCAACCCCCACUCCAGAUACCCGCACGUCUGAGAAAGAACACGUCGUUAUUGCUUUGAACAUUAGUCUGGAAGGUCGAGUAGGCGUAUUAAUACUAGAUACCGGCUACCAUGUUCCACGACCUGUGAUAAUCAUGGAGGAUCGUCUCUAUCCCCACACUGGCUGGUUCAAACCGGGUGGCACAAGUCGUUCACGGCGCCUCUACAACUACACCCUACAUCCUAGUGGCCGCUACGUACUCUGGGAUGUCAAGGAAAUCCGAAAAGGAAUCGAAGAAUGUGAAUCUGCACUGAUUUACACACAUCAGGCGUUUUUGUCUCCGGUAGACUGCACAGAGCGACGAAACUUGGUGUAUAACUUCAAAUCACUAUUGAAGCGAGACGCGAGAGGAAACGUGAUAGCUGGAUUAUACUUUGGAUUGAAACCGUUUGAAUUAGGCCAUUUUGCAUUAUUCUACCAGGAUGAGAAACAACAACAAGUCGAUUUCAAGAUUAGUUUUAAAGACAUCUUCCUUGCCCGUGAGCUACCGGAAACUAUUUAUGAAUCAUUGCGUCGAUGCCAGCAUCAGUUGGAACUUGAUGAUUGUGAUGGUUUGAUAAAACUCUUAAAGGAAACAUCCUCAGCUUUAAACAAUACUGAAUUCAUGAACCAGCUGUUAGCCAUCAAUCAACGCAUCGUUAAACUGGCUGAAAACAACUGAAAUUCAACUGAAUGUGGCAAAUGCUCCGUGGUCUACUCCAUCGCUUAACCGUUCCGAUUUUUGUUUUGUUUUAGGUUUUGGUCGAAAAUUGGCUUAUUUGGUUAUUUUAUUUGGUUUUAGUGCUAUAGUACUUUUUUUUUGUAUCGUUUUUCGAACGGCAAGACAAUACAAACACUUCUAAAAGUCA
Daphnia magna is the source of this 1567-nucleotide messenger RNA. RefSeq lists its product as uncharacterized. The annotation marks the transcript as partial. Lineage: Eukaryota; Metazoa; Arthropoda; Branchiopoda; Diplostraca; Daphniidae. The transcript is spliced from 6 exons. The record is from RefSeq and is a predicted model, not a curated record.